Molecule: messenger RNA, 4039 nt
Organism: Lineus longissimus
Lineage: Eukaryota; Metazoa; Nemertea; Pilidiophora; Heteronemertea; Lineidae
Exons: 18
Coding region: 378-1916 (512 amino acids)
Biological process (GO): transmembrane transport
Molecular function (GO): transmembrane transporter activity
Source: RefSeq, a predicted model, not a curated record
AGAGCAAUCUGUGACCAGGCAAUCAAUUUCUCGUCGGCGCGCGCCACUUUUAUGGAAAUCGAUCCGCGAGCAUAUGGAGGCGAAUAUAACGCCGUGACACUACCUCUUAUCGAUUGGUCAUACCUUAAUGUUUCAGGCCAACGUGUAGUUUGAUAUCAACCUCUUUAAUUUGAUUCAGAUUGUCGUAGGAUUAUUAUCGCACAAAAUGGGCACGUAAUGGACAAGGAUAGUUUUGCCCGAAUCAAUUUGUGGAGAGUUAUAGUUACCAGUUAUAAGAAGCAACAGACACGAGGCGUGGUAGGGCGUGGUGGUCGCCCGCGGUUACCAGUGCGUGAAGAUUAAAGUUGCUAUACCGUGCUUUUCAAAGAAAGAACGAAAUGGUGGCGACAUCGGAGGACCGAUCUGAGGUUACGCCUCUGGAUCCAAAAGAUGAGCUUAAGAAACCAACAGACGAGAUCGAACCCCUCUCAAAGACGGGGGUAUUUGUACUCAACUUGUCAUGGUAUGGUCUUAACCUCGUCUUCCUCAUCAUGUCAGUCGAGGUGGUCCCUGCGCAAGUUCAAUCAAUGGUAGGGGCAAGUUCCAAAGGACGGUGGCUAGGCGGAAUGGUCGCUGGUGGUGCAGUUUUGACAUUCCUGGCCGGACCAUUGGUUGGUAUGAAGAGUGAUAGAUUGACCUGCAAGUACGGAAAGCGGCGGCCCAUCAUGGUCGUGGCAAUGCUAUUUCUAUGUUGUGGGAUGGCUGGUAUGGCAUUGAGCGCACCAAAUGUCUUCUUCACGCACUUAGACAGUGAUAAAAGCGCAUGUACAAUGAAUACAAGUUUAGUGGAACAAAGGUGUCGACCAUAUAACACUCCUGCCCUGGUACUCAAUCAUAGUAGCCCGAAGCAGCAGGCCAUGCCCAUACUGACCAAGCAAGAUACCUCACAUAUACCGGACAAUAGCACAUCGAUGAUUGACGACAAUAGGAAUAUACUGGGUCUGUAUAUAUUCUUCUACUUGAUCGUGAUGGCGAGCUUCGUUAGUCUGACAGUGCCAUACUGCGCUUUAAUCGCGGACAAAUCUCAUCCCGCUCAGCGAGGUCUCAACUCCGGAGUUAUGGGUGCUAUGAUACUCUUCGGCAACAUAUCUGGUGCGGCUCUUGGGUUAUUUUUCAUGGAUCUCGGUGUUCCUACGUUAUAUGCCGUGAUAGUGACGAUAGGGGUCAUCUGCGUGCUUAUAACAGUCUUCUUCACACAUGAGGAGCCAGCCAAAGAUACACACGACCCAUGUAGUGCAAAAGAGUUAUUCUUUGGUUUCUGGGAACCUUUAAAAGAGCACGAUUUCCGAUGGGUAUUUCUCACGAGAUUUUUAAUGCAGCAGGGUCUGUCAACAACAAUCGGGUUUAUGGAAUUUUGGUUAUCAGACAUGGUGCCUUUACCAAACUGUUGGACUCCGGCCAGGGGUGUGGCCAUGUUGCUUCUACCUUUACUUCUGAUGGCUGCUCUAUCGUCUAUAAUCUGUGGGUUAUUAUCAGACAGAAUCGGGAGACGAAAACCACUUGUGUUAGUCUCUGCGCUGGUGAUGUGUGCGGCAAGUGCUGUAUUAGCCUUCCUGAGAGGAGGUUCCGCAUUCUACAUAGCUCUUGCCAUGACCUUCUUUUUUGGGGCUGGGUUCGGUAGCUAUCAAGCAGUCGAUUUUGCUUUAGUCAUGGAUGUCCUUCCCGAAGAAAAAGAGAAGGGAAAAGAUAUUGCCGUCUGGCACCAGGCACUGGUCUUGCCACAAGCCUUGGCCACACCCAUAGGAGGGAUCCUUUUGGACCUUUUCGAACGCGUCAACUGUGAGAUCGGACUUGGCUACAUUAUGGUUUUCUUGGUCACAUCAGUUUAUUUCCUCUUGAGUGGGUUGUUCGUCUUGAAAAUCAGAGGGGUACGGUAAAAGGAGAAAAGCAGUAGUGGAGCUGAGGGUGGGUGCGGAGCGGUGAUCUGCACGGCGAUAUCUGCUAAGUAUUACAACUAUGGUCACUAGAGAACCAGUAGAGUGACAAAAUGGUCUAACGACCAUUGGUGGCAUUCGUACGGUAGACGGCAAAACGGUGCCACGAACCCGGGCUGGGUCCAAGACCAGUUCAUGGGAUUAGCUGGUGAUUGAAGAAGGUCGGGACUCUGGAUUGCACCGAAAACGCAAGAUGGCAACAUUCACCAUUUUGUAAAUUGAGGUGAAGUCUCGGGCAAAUUACUCCCUUCUGAAUGGUUUACGGUUGAGAUGUGCGAUGGCUAGAGGUAUGCAGAAGUGAACGAACAGUGUUAUGGGACUUUUCAUUUAGAACUGAAAAACUUGCAGUUGCAGUUUUACAGUUUCUGAGAGAUAGGGCUACUGUUAGCACGGAUUUACCGUGCUGCUGUUAUAUAGUAACGGUCGUUUUAGUCUGUUGGUCGGCCUACUUUUAGUUAUCCUAUGUUUUAAUAUAAUAUUUUAGUCAUUGUUUAGUUGUCUUAUGGUCGUUUGUGAUGUAGUUAGAAAAUGAGACCUAUCUUGAUCUGCCAACGGGCAAUAAUAUGAUCUCCUGAAAGGGGGACUAUAGGUCAGGAGCUAGGAAUCAAACAGGUUAUCUUCAGGGGAAUAAUAUACCACAUCCUCAAAAAAUUAAGUCUGUUUGAAGCCCAUCGGAAAACGACCAGGCCGGAGGAUAAAAGUGUCGAGAAGAAACUGUGGGGAACGGCGGAAGACCUAAAGGCUGCGGCCCCAUUCGUGGCAUCCACCGACCUAAGAAUUUGUGAUGUCUUCGAGGGCUAAGAGGAAUAAAGGGAGAAUGUUUGAUUCAGCAUUUGAUCUCUUAUUGCACUAGCGGGAAUAGUUUCGUUGUCCGAAACCCCUGUUGGCGACUUCGUGCCUGGCUCCUGCCUAUAGAUACCCUUUCACUAAUUCUUGGAAUGAAUCCAACCGGCAUGUUAGAUAGAUAUUGUUACUACUUGAUCGGCUUCCCGGUUCAAAAAUAUAAUAUUACAUGUAGAUUCGUUUCAUUUCUUACUAUACGAAAACCCAUCUUUAUUUUAGUUGUGAUGUAAUAAAGUGCCAUAUAAUCUCCGGAAAAGGAUUCUCAUCGUUCCAUAGACAUCCUGAUGUGGCCAUAUCAAUAAUUAUUCUUUCGAGUGUUUAGGAAACGGGUCGAACGAUGUCAUUAGUCAAAUCGUGACACUUGGGUGGGCAUUAAGCAGUGUUUGCACUGACUGAUGUAAUGGCGCCUGUUCAAACUUAUUAACUUGGGGUUUUGAAACUUUCUUGGGCAACAUUAAGUAAACGCCGAUACGAGGCCAGUGAUAUAUCAUACAUGUACUUUGAAGUAUAAACCCUGUUGGAAAUCAGUUCAUGAUAUAUAUAGCUGUCUUGAUACGUAAGUGCAUGUCCCCUGUUGUAGAAUCACUUCAUGUCUGUCAUUAUAUCAAUUAACUGUAAAUUGAAGACAUGAUUCUUCUCCAUGCCAUGUGAAAGCAAUGUUCGUUGACUUGUCUUUGCGACUUAAGAGGGAUGAUGGUUAUGAAACACCUGGUUACAAUGUACCACUGCAGCUUACAGUGUAUAAUGCACUGUGUCUCGUUUUGGCGGCGGCGGUUAUGGUUAGGAGGUUAAGAUCACUUAUCAAUGUCUAGUAUUGAAUUAAAGGUGGUUUAGAAUACCGUAUUGAUUGUUUUACCAAACACUGCUGGGGUAAAGCAGUCAUUUAGCCCAAAACCUCGGCAGUUGCCUGGCUGGUGGUGUUUGGUGAGUCAGCCAGUACCUCCACUUCGGUAUCAAUUCCUUAAAUAUAAUGUAGUGAGCCCCCGAUCUAACCGUGACCUAUGCGCGUCCAAGACACAAUGAAAAGGCAUGGUGUUUAUGGGUGCUGAAAUGUAGUAUCAGUUGUGUAAGAGUGAGUCAAAUCGUACAUCAUAUCAUGAUAGUAAAAGUGUCAAUAUUUUGAAAUCGUUGUGAUUUUAUACAAGUUAACCAGUGUAAAGAGUAAGACAUAGUAAACUUAUUUUUGUGAUGGCGUAUGGCAAUAAAUUUGGCUAUUAGAUAAA